UCCUAUUUGAGCCAAGCAUCUGUCAAUGACGGAGAGAGAGAGACACUUGGAAGCCUCUGCCUGUUCUGUUGGAAGCUGCCGUGCUGCUCCGGGACCCAUGGAACCUUCUUUCAUUGCAGAAUUUUAUGGUUGCAGAACUUGUCCGAGUUUGUAAAGAUGGAGCAAAGAUUGGAUCUGGCCAAGAAAGAGCAGCAUUUGAAGAUACUCAGUCCCACUAUGCAGCGAAACAGUAAGGACUAGUCUUUUGCUUGCUAAGCAGAUUGUCUGUUAAGUCGAGGGCGAUGGGCUGCUCUCCUUCUCACAGUGGGAUCAUUCAGAGCAUCGCAAAAAACACAGCCAAACCGUUAAAGAAAAAUAAAAAGGCUCUUCCUUCCGCCCACGAAAACGAUGGACUUACUAUCCCUUUGUCGGGGGCACAAAGAACUGUGUGUGAGUUGAGUUCUGGGAUAAUGACUGAGGAAAAUGGCCAAGAGGAGAACCAUUUUAUCUUGGCCCAAAAAGGAGCUGAGAGCCAUUUAUCUGCCCCCGAGGGCGAGAGGAAGGAUAGAAUGCAUGACAUUGCCGACGAGGCCAUGGUCCAUUUAAGUAAACAAAAGGGUCUCCCUGAAAGAGGAGGCAUAAGAAAGCAGAGCUCAACAGGAUCAGAACCAGAACUGGGAAAUGGGGAAAACAACCCAAGAAGGAGUAAGAGGUCCAAGAGACAAAGGUCUCUAAAGUGUCGGAGCUCAAAAACAAGGGAUAAAGAGAUUGUUUUCCCCGAGGCAGAAAAGAAAGUGGAUUUUCCAGAGCUGCUUGUCAAAGCCCACCAACAUGCCUACGGCUAUCUGAAUCCCAAUCUGUCCAAGUAUGAAGCCAUCAUCUGCAUGGCAAACCAAGCCACGGAAACCCAACUAAUCAUGCAGCAGAUGAUCACCUUCAUGGCUCUAAGAUUUGACGAGAUCAACACGUGCAUGGAAGAACUUGCAGAGGAUGGGGAGAAACUGGUAAAAGAGGUAGGGGGCAACCUAGUCUGGCCUAAUGCAAAAGGAGAUGCCUCAGAACAUCCUGACUUGUUGCAGCAGUUGCUGCUCUAUACGGUUAACAAAAUGCAGGAGUUAAACAGCACCGUCUCAUCUAUGACCACAAAUGCCUUGAAGGAAACUUGUAGUUACUUGCAGUCAGCCGCCACCAACCUGCAGGGAAAACUGAAAGUGAAACAGCAGUACGAUGAGCGCCUGGUGAGGACCAUCAGAUUGUUGGAAAGUUCAGCAGUUGAGGGCCCUCAGCCGAAUUCCCAUGACAUGGCUCUUUAUUCUGAAGACAGUGGCAUUGGAGGCGAUACUGAGUCCAUUAAAGAACGCAGAUCUCCUGACAAAGUGGGCAGGCCGGCACGGUGUGAUUCAGUAGGGCAAGAAAGUUUGACAAAGGGUGAAGAAGAGAUCAUUGGCAAAGGUGAAGAAUCUUCUAAAGAUGUAAAGUCUGAAGCAAGCAUGAACAAAAAAGAAAAUAUACGUUCCUCACCUUCUGCCAAAGCGAACCGGCCAAGAAUUUGUCAUCAAUCCAGUCUUGCAGACAGCCUCUCCUUGAAUUCAUUGGAUUACAGUACCACCCUCGAGCAAGACAGCAUCAAUGACCAAGAUUCAGACGAGUCCGGGGACAGUGAUGACAGUGAUGGUUUAGACAACAAGAGCAUAUCGAGUCAUGCAAAAUUACCUAAGAGGCCCUUCUCAUCUCCUGCAGGAACUGGGGCCUACAAAAACCCCUCCAAAUGGCUGGAGAAUCCUCCUAAUGAAGAGAUUUCACUGAAAAUGAAAGAGGCUAUCAGCGAGAAAAUCAAGUUUGUCCCCAAGAAAUCGAGAAGUCAUGUGUGGAACAGAGAAGAUGAUGCCCCAUCCACCUCAAAGAGGCCUAGUACUGCUGACGGAAGCAACCGGAGAACUUCUAAGCAAAAAAGAUCUAGAUCUGCUGAAUCACUCCGAAGCCAAGCAGAGGAUCCAACUCUUCUAGAACUUCAGAGAACACAAAAAGAGCUGAGCAGAAAGCUAGAACUCAUGCAUACAAAUGAUGGUUCCAAGAAAGGAAGACAGCAGAACGUGAACGGAAAAUCACUCCUUCAUAAGCAGGAAAAUGUAUCCACAGCAAACACUGGUUCCAGCAGCAAACUCAAGGCUUGUCUCGACAAAAGCUUCAAAGUUUUGCCUAGUCAGGAAAGGGUCUCCUUUACAAGAUGCAAUAAGAACACAAAUAGCUCAACGCCAGCAUCUGUAUUACAACCACAUUCAGUAACCAAUGAAAAUGUCCCACCGGUCGGACAAAAACCAGAAGGUAAAAGUAUUUCCCCUCGACAGUCCGUUCGGAAACUUAUUGAAACAUUUAGUCCGGCGGAUGAAUCCAUAAAACAAACAAGAUCUUUGGGUCCACUGAGAUGUGUUAGAAAGUUUGGUGUUCCCGUUCUCCCUCCUACUAUUCCGGCAUUUCAGGCACUACAGCCAUUAGGCCAAAGUCUACCAGUAGGGGAUGGGACUUCAAUGACACCAAGCAUGUACAUAAAUACAUCUUAUUCUGUGUCUGCAUGUGAAGACAGACCCAACGUAAAUGAAGAAGAGGCUGAAGAUUUAGAGAACUUUCCACCUCCUCCUCUUGAGAUACUUAUGGAUGAUUCUUUCAAUGUUCUCCAAACUGAAGAACAUAAAGCCACAGAACUCAAGGCUCCACAGAACAUACUUCCAAGUGCCAAACCAGCAUCCUGCCCAGAAAAGAAAGCUUCCACCUGUCAAAAGAUGAAAACCUCAAUAAACGUGAAGGACCUAUUACCGAGUAAAAAUUCCACCAUGUCCUAUAUGUCUGUUAGGACUCAGGAAGCAACUAGGAAAUUCUCUUUAGACUCUAGAUCUGGCAGGGAGAUCAAGAGAGACUUUGAAACCCUGAAAAGGCAUGAAAUAGAGCAGGUGGCUCAUCUGUACAAACAGUCAUGCAAAAUAAUCCCGCUGCAGAACCCUGGCGAGGGGGUGAAGUCAGGCGAUGAUGAAGAGGUGACGCGGGUAUGUGCUGAUGGUCCCCCAACACUUAAACAGAAAGAAUUUUCUCCUGCUUCACAGAGAAGGAAUGAAAGGGUUCCAGCAGGAAUCAGAAGAGUUUCACCCACUAGAGCCACGGUUCCUUCUCCACCAACUGAAAAGAGAUUAACCAAUCCACCAGGAAACAGGACUUUGUUUAAACCUCAGUCCCAAACAAGCUCUCCAUCUGUGCCUAAAACUGCAAGCCCUACCAGCACUCCGAGAAUACCAAGCACUCCGAGAAUACCAAGCCCUCCAGUGCAAAGGAAGCUGCCUAGUCCUCCAUCCCAACAGAAGUCACCCAGUCCCAGUGUUCAAAGGAAGCUUCCUAGUCCACCACCCCAUCAAAAGUCACCAAGUCCUGGUGUUCAACGGAAGCUCCCGAGUCCACCACCCCAUCAAAAGUCACCCAGUCCUGUGGUGCAAAGAAGGCUUUCUAAUUCUCCAUCCCACCAAAAGUCAUCAUGUCUACUUAAUCAAAGGAAGCUCCCAAGCCCUCCAUGCCAAAGAAAACUACCAAGCCCACCUCAAGUGCGAAGACAAUCAAGUCCACCUAAUCAGAGUAGCCUUCCGAGUCCACCAAGCAGUUAUCGAGAGCCUAGUCCACCCAUAUACUGUACCCCUUCUCCACCAGUGUCACCAUCAGUUCCAUACAAGGGGGCACGGAGAGGCUCUGAUGAUCCACAACUCUCCUCAAAAUGGCUUGGCAAUGCCCAGUCAAUAUUUUGCCCAUCAUCUAAUUCCUUAUUUGAAUCCAAACCACCCUCCCCACCCACAUUUUCUACUAAAGAAACUGCCCCAAGCAAUGGGACUGCCCCUCAUCUGAGGCACAGCUUUUCUAGUCGCCCCAAUGAUGACCAACACAGACGGAUUGCAAUGAGUGCUGCCAACCCUCAGCCAUUUGUACGGAGAAGUUACUCCGACCGGCGGCCAAGAGUCCAACUUCGUCUCCCAGUGCCAGCCUCUGCAUUUACAGUCAGCGAGCCCUCUCUCCAGCAAAUAGGCUGUGAGGUGCCGAGUCGGAGGGAGAGUGAGCCGUGGGGUGGGCAGAACCAGGCAGAACUCAGAGCCUCGGACCCAGAGCUGCGCAUUGUGGGACAGGGGUUCCAGCCGGAGUGACUGCGGCAGAAAUGGCGAAAUCCAUCGAAGGAACGGAAGAGCUGGACUGUUGCUUUGUACUCACGGUCCGACCAAGGGCUCAGAACCUGAAGAUGCACUACUGACUUGUACUAAGCACCUUAUACUCUUUACUUCCUGUCCCACACAGCUUGCAAUCUAAUUACUGGUGCCUAAAGCAGAGGGUGAUGGAACUUGUCACUGCCAGUGUCACAGAUAACCCAACAUACAAAGUGAACAGGGUUCCCUGGGACAGAAUGAGGGCCCAUAGAACAGAGGGGACCCAUUUAGCUGUCACCAUUGGGUGACAAUGGCCCUAGAGAGAUGAUUGUAAUAUCCCAUAGGAUGGUCCGGUACCCAGCUAAGGGCAAGUGGACCUUCCAGUGGCACAGCUGCUGCCCCGUGGUUCCCCUAUAUGUUAAAGUUUAGUAUGUUAUAGAAUGGCCUAUUCUUAGCAACUUUUCAAUU
Molecule: messenger RNA, 4619 nt
Organism: Xenopus tropicalis (tropical clawed frog)
Lineage: Eukaryota; Metazoa; Chordata; Amphibia; Anura; Pipidae
Gene: pcare
Product: photoreceptor cilium actin regulator
Exons: 2
Coding region: 282-4154 (1290 amino acids)
Source: RefSeq, a predicted model, not a curated record